AUGGAAACUUACUCUGGACAGGGAGAAAUUGAGAAUGAUCUCAGACAAGAUCCACCAUGCCAUUCGCGAGCAUGUGCGAUCCAGAACUGUAUACAGAAGAACAAUUUCAACGAAGAGAAAUGCCGAAAAGAAGUCGAUGCUCUAUAUGCAUGCUGCAACGCCUUCUAUAAAGAGAAAGGAGAUGAUGCAAGAUGCGUGACAUGUCCAAAGCCUGAUCUGCUCAGGAUCAAACUAAAGCAACGCGCAGUAGGAACAUGA
Molecule: messenger RNA, 258 nt
Organism: Boeremia exigua
Lineage: Eukaryota; Fungi; Ascomycota; Dothideomycetes; Pleosporales; Didymellaceae
Exons: 4
Coding region: 1-258 (85 amino acids)
Cellular component (GO): mitochondrial intermembrane space
Source: RefSeq, a predicted model, not a curated record